Messenger RNA from Cyphomyrmex costatus, 535 nucleotides. It is a transcript of the gene Mpp6, whose product is annotated as M-phase phosphoprotein 6. The record is from RefSeq and is a predicted model, not a curated record. Gene Ontology annotation, biological process: maturation of 5.8S rRNA. Bases 3 to 458 code for a protein of 151 amino acids. Lineage: Eukaryota; Metazoa; Arthropoda; Insecta; Hymenoptera; Formicidae. The transcript is spliced from 4 exons.
ACAUGAAUUCAAAGAAAAUAGCUCUGUCAAAAAGUAUAUUGGAAAUGAAGUUCAUGAAACGGACAAAAGACAAAGUGGAAAAAGAGCAGUUUCAAGAAGAAGGAGAGGAAUACUUCGGCAGCGAGCUUACAUCACGCAUGAAAAAAGCAUCUGGAACAUUUCUUUUGGAACCGAGCUAUAUUUUCUGUGAACAACUUGGUGAUGGUAGAUUAAGUUUUCGUGGCAUGAAUCCAAAUAUAGAAAAGAUAAUGGAAGCAAAGGAGAAUGCUAAACGAGCCAAUGAAGAUUUGAAACAAGAGACUGAUAUAUCUGAUGAACAAAUGGCUGUUCAAUGGACGAAAAUGCGAGCGAAGUUUGAUACUGUAAAAAACAGGCAUAGAAAGUCGCAACAUAUAAAAACAAACGAUGAAGACGAACCAUUAACUAAAAAACCAAAAUUUUUGAAACCUACAGAAUAAAUUUGCAUUCUUCUUUAAGAUUUUUCAAGAUGAAAAACUUGGAUGCAUUUAAUUUUCACAUGUAAUUUUCUUCGCCA